CUUCAUGGGAUAUUUUGGUGGAUCCUUACUCAAAAAUGUUUUAUUAUGCUAUAUAAAUAUUACUCUUGUAAUCCUGGUGACAUUAACUCCAUAUGCUCAGGCUAGAUUGGGACAUGCACUGUAUGAGUAGGGCUGUAUACAUGCUACAUAACUGGGAUGAUCUUGGCUAAGAUAAAGGGAUAGACUUGGAUGUUUUAAACACAGGGCUAAGAGGGAAAAGAAGAGGAGACUCUGAGUGUCUUGUCGUAAUGGAGCGGUGGUCACUCAUGCUCACUGUCAUUAUAUUGUCUAUGGGAUAUCCAGAUAUAGCCAAGCACAGUGCUUGGUUACCUAAGGCAGUUGUAAGACACUGAACAGAGUGGCAUUGUAUACAAGUAACUUCUGCCCCAGAUGGAGACCCUGGACCCCCUCUUGGAGAUUGUGUGUGUGUGGGGGAUGGGGGGUGUCCCAGUGUUUCAGAUACCCCAUGUAUGCAAACUUUUGCCUUAUACUUUAACUUGGCCCUUGUAGAACUAAAAUAAACCAAGCAGCUAAUGCCUGUAUUUUAUAUACUUUGUAUAUAUUAGAACUAAUUUAGAUGUUUUAUUAGGAAGAAACAUUUCUCAUGUCUGACAAGAGAAUGUGUCACUAAAAGUACCUAUAUAGUACAAGGCAAUGUAUAUUAUUUUUCCACUAUUUUAUUCAAGUUUAAAUCUCAUAAUAAAGAUUUUUUUUUUCUAGAAGGCUCUACACGCUGCAAUUGAUUCAGUAUAUGAAUACAGACAAAAGGUAAGCCCCCUCAUGCUGAUUUCUUUUCCUUUUUACAAAGUCAGGGACAAUACCUUCCUACUAUUCCCAAGUCUACAGGUUGCAUUAUAUUAAGGAAUAUCUCCCGCCCCCUAGUCUUUUGGAAAUGAAAGGUAUGGAUAGCCGCAUCUCACAAUUUUCUAAUCAUCUAAAUCAAAAGCUGAGAGAAGGAGGAGGAGGAGGAAUAAAAGCAGAGGGAGGAUGACUUGGAGGCAGUGUGGAGCGCAGUUACUAGCAUCCUUUUCCACGCCUGUGUGAGUUUCAGUCUUUGUGCAAGCAGUGUCUCCUUUCAGCAAACCAUGCAGCCUCCCCUAUAACACUGUGCAAUGAGGGUGCUGCGCCUCUGCCCUCCAAGCAGCCUGCUCCAGGGGCUUGUGGCUUUGCUGGCUAUCUGCAUACAGCCUCCAACCCUAGGAUGGAAUCAACAGGGUCACACUGAAGAGGAUGUCUUCUUACUCCCUAUUAACUCCUCUAGCAGAUCCUUGGCCAACCUGGGCUUUAAUCUGCAAACUGAGAAGAGCACCACUGUUGAGAGUGUCCGAGAACUAAAGGCUACCCAAGCAGGACAUGCCAAGAGUCUAUCCUCUUCCUCUCCUCCUCCUGUAUCCUCUUCUAGCAGCACAUGGGAUAACAGCAGAGAGACUUUGAUAGUGUCUCCUCAUGUACAUGCCUCCAGUUCUCAGCAGGUGUCAUCUCACUGUAACAUCAGUGUGCACAGGCUGAUGCUCACGUCCCUUCUAGUCCGCUGGGGUCGCCAGCUGGGCUUCCAGUGUGACCUGUUGCUCUUUUCUACCAACAAUCAUGGUAGAGCCUUCUUCUCAGCUGCCUACAAUCGUGUUGUCUCCCCAGUUAUCAUUGAGCAUCUUGGGGUUUCUGGGGCCCAACAGGAAUUUCGUCUGUGUAUAGGGUGUGGAUGGUCUAGAAACAGAAGGAGUGGACACCUUAGGCAUCAACAUGCAUCUUCUUCUUCAUCAUCUACUUUCUCUUUUCUUUCAUCGUCCUCAACAGACCCUCGUAAUUCUUUACAAGGGGAAUCCCUGAAUUUCUGCUGCCUGGAUUUUAGUUUGGAAGAGCUAAGAGGGGAACAGGGCUGGAGAAUGAAUCGGAAGCCCAUUGAAUCUACUUUGGUGGCUUGUUUCAUGACUCUUGUUAUCAUUGUCUGGAGUGUUGCUGCCCUCAUCUGGCCAGUGCCUAUUAUAGCAGGUUUCUUGCCUAAUGGUAUGGAACAAAGAAGGACAAGCAGAAAAUAGCAACAUUGCACUUUAAGUGGCAUUCCAGUUUAUACAGUAGAUAUACUUCGUGUAAUGUGCUGUGGAAAACUUCCGUUCUUGGUCAGUUAUGUAUUACCUACAACAUGUAACUUAAUUCCCUUUAGAUAGUAGGUUGGGAAAAAAAUGACAGGUAUAAUCAAUUUUGUUGGUUGUGUUUUCAAGUGAAUGUAUGAACAUACAAUUUUUGAAUGUAGACCUUUAAAUACGCACACUAUAUCUCAAACUAAAGGGUUAACUGAAGCAGUGAUUGUAGAAUUGCAGAAAAUAUAUCAUUGCACUUUACUGUAC
Messenger RNA from Hyla sarda, 2345 nucleotides. RefSeq names its product transmembrane protein 158 (gene TMEM158). The record is from RefSeq and is a predicted model, not a curated record. Bases 1113 to 2036 code for a protein of 307 amino acids. The transcript has a single exon. NCBI's taxonomy places the organism in Eukaryota, Metazoa, Chordata, Amphibia, Anura, Hylidae.